Messenger RNA from Setaria italica (foxtail millet), 2348 nucleotides. RefSeq names its product pentatricopeptide repeat-containing protein At4g18840. Gene Ontology annotation, molecular function: RNA binding; protein binding. The coding region runs from base 3 to 1487 and encodes 494 amino acids. The transcript has a single exon. Gene Ontology annotation, biological process: RNA modification. The record is from RefSeq and is a predicted model, not a curated record. NCBI's taxonomy places the organism in Eukaryota, Viridiplantae, Streptophyta, Magnoliopsida, Poales, Poaceae.
CCAUGGGGAGCGGCAUCCUUAACGCCCGGCCCUCCUCCUGGCUCGCCGCCGUGGCUGCCGCCGCCGCCAAGCCGGCCAGCUUCCCCAGCGCACACGUCGUCCUCCUGACCUCUGGCCACCUCUCCUCCCGUGCCUCCGUCAACUCCCUCCUUCGCGCUGCCCCCUUCCCCUCAGCCUGCGCGCUUCUCCUCCGCCUCUUGCACCUCCACCGCCUCCUGCCCGACCAUAUCUCCCUCUCCUUCUCGCUACACUCCUGCACCCGCGUCCCAAGCCAUCAGCUCACCAGCCUCGUCCACUCGCUCGCCGUCAGGCUUGGCCACUGCCGCGACGUCUACGUCGUUAAUGCCGCCGUCUCCUCCUACUUCACCGCUUCCGACGUCGCCUCCGCCGAUCGGCUGUUCGCGGAGAUCUCCAGAUCCAAGGAUGUCACUGACGUUGUCACCUGGACCACCAUGGUCACGGGGCAUGCCAACGCCGGCAAUCUGAGGCGGGCUAGGUGGUUCUUCGAGGCGAUGCCCGAGAGGAACGUGGUUUCUUGGAACGCGAUGCUGGGAGCGUACGCUCGCGCCGGGAGGCUGUCCGAGGCGCGGAAGCUGUUUGAUGCAAUGCCCGACAGGAACGCUGCCACUUGGAGCUCCAUGAUCAAUGGGCUCGUGCACUCUGGGCACUGCGAGGAGGCGCUGAGGGUGUUCGGUGAUAUUGUCGGUAGCUGUGUGGUGCCGAACGAAGCUGCGCUGGUGAGCGCCGUCUCAGCGUGCACGCAGCUGCGGUCGGCGGAGCAUGGCGCGUGGGUGCACGCCUAUGCCGAGCGGAAGCUGCACGGGGCCAUGAGCAUCACCCUUGCCACCGCGAUCGUUGACAUGUAUGGAAAAUGUGGGAGUAUCCACAAUGCUGUCAGGGUGUUCGCUGCAAUGCCCGUUAGAAACAUAUACUCCUGGAACUCAAUGAUCGCUGGUCUUGCAAUGAAUGGUGGCGAGAGGCAGGCCUUGUCGCUCUUAUGGAAGAUGCAAAUGGCCGGUAUUCGACCAAAUGACAUAACUUUUAUUGGGUUGCUGAGUGCUUGCAGCCACUCAGGCCUCGUCAGUGAGGGCCGUAGGGUAUUCGACAGUAUGGUUGAGGACUUCAAAAUACAACCAGUCCCGGAGCAUUACGGUAUUAUGGUCGAUUUGCUUGGCCGGUCUGGUCGUGUUAGGGAGGCAGUAUAUUUCGUCAAGAGUAUGCCUGUGGAACCUCACCCUGGCUUAUGGGGUGCGCUAGCUAGUGCCUGCAAGAUGCAUGGAGAGGUAGAGCUUGGUGAGGAAGUUGCCAAAAAGCUUAUUGAACUGGAGCCUCGGCAUGGCAGCCGGUACAUUCUCCUGUCAAACUUAUAUGGCUCUGCAAAUAGAUGGGAUGACAUGGCCACCGUGCGCGAGCUCCUCAAACGCCGAAAGGUCCCCAAGGGCACUGGCAACACUGUGGUUGGAAAUGACAUACAGCAAACGGAGUGAUCAAAUCUGCUCUUGAUAAGGCUUUAGGACUGCUUCGUAGUGAUAAGAGCAUUGAGACUUUGCACUGGUUGGGCCAAAGACCAACAUGAGUUCCAUGAGCCUAGUGAAGAUUGGCACUGAAACAGAAUUCCUGAAGGAGAAAUUUAUUAUUGAUAUGUCAACAUAUAUGCCUUAUUGCCCAUGUUGAACUGCAUUGAGUAAUUGCACAUACAGGGAGCACAACUGCAAAUUCCUGGCAAGAAGUUCAGGUUGGUGCUUGAAAAAUGACCUCAAGGGGCAGAAACUCAAGGAUUGUUAAAAAAAACUACAAUUUUGUAGCAUAAACAGUUCACUGUUAGGAGAUUCAGGUUCAUGGAAGGAUUCUGUUAGCACUGUAAACUUGUGUCCAGCUCAAGUUAUCCUUUAGUCUGUUUAGUGUCUUUUUUUCCUUCCAUUAGCAGUGAGCUCAGCUGUUGGCCUAACUGAAGCUAAGCGCGUUUGUUGGAGCUAGAGACGUGCGCGUUUUCACGUCGUGGCGGUAGUGUCCGCGUCGCGCGGCACGGCCUGGCGUGCGGGAUGGCGCACGCAGUAUGCAGGCCGUGGCGCGCAUUCAGUUGUUAAUCGUCGCUACAAAUAAGAAGAGAAAGAAAACAGAAAAGCUGCUAGACAGUUCGCAGCACAAAUCCUCUCACUUGUUCGUGUUGUUCGAUUUUAUCUCGAGUUCAUCUGCAGGUGAUUGUCCAACGCGGGGAGAAGUUCCGGCUGACAGAUUCUUCCACUAGUUACUGAACCUCGUUUUGUAGCAUAUUUUGAUUAAAGUCCAGUUCAACCAUACCCACUCAAAUGAUGUUUUUGUCAGAUGCAUAAUUUCACUUAUAUUAU